This is a messenger RNA of Athalia rosae (coleseed sawfly), 1936 nucleotides long. RefSeq names its product cathepsin O-like. Lineage: Eukaryota; Metazoa; Arthropoda; Insecta; Hymenoptera; Athaliidae. The coding region runs from base 442 to 1557 and encodes 371 amino acids. The transcript is spliced from 6 exons. Gene Ontology annotation, cellular component: lysosome. The record is from RefSeq and is a predicted model, not a curated record. Gene Ontology annotation, molecular function: cysteine-type endopeptidase activity.
AAUCAAGAAUUUAAAUACGAAAAAUCACGGUGCGAAAAUCUAACUGGAUAGUUUACCACCCUCAAAAAAUUCUAACGUAAAAAAAUUAGAUUGAAUCACGUAAUUAACCGAGUCUUAUCAAGUAAUUCUGUGACCGGCUGACAGCUAGUGAGAAUUCACGUGUACGUGUUUUCAUGCUAUCAUUCAUACACGUAAUAAUCACAUUGACGUUGUCGGACUUGAGAGGCAUCGAGAGGAAUUCUACUUUUACAAUCACCUUAAAGGACUUCAGACAUCAAUAAGCGCUCCGUGAACGCGCAGCACAGUUACAAUAGGAAUUACAAAAUUUAAAUAAAUAUAGGAAUAAGGCGAGCUAAUCAGAUAACAGUUUUUACCACAGUUUUUACAGAUGAAACGCCCGGUGUGCACCGAUAAAAAUCUGUAGUUAUCAGUUAUCAUACAAUGGAGUGGAAAACGUUAAUAGGAGUAAUCGGUAUUGUAAGUUUGUGUUUCUUAGCGAUACCGAUAAAAAUCGAGUCCCCUACAGAGAUUCAAGAUCUAAAGCUGUUUGAAGAAUACGUUGCAAAUUUUAACAAAUCCUACCGACAUAAUCCUGCAGAGUAUCAUGCUCGGUUCGAGAAGUUUCAGAAAUCUCUGAGGCACAUCGAGCAAAUGAAUCUUCUUCGAACGUCGAAGGAAAGUGCAAAAUACGGCGUUACAGAAUUCUCCGAUAUGUCAGAACAGGAAUUUGCAGAUUUUCAUUUACGUCCGGAUAUAUCCCAGCGGGGAUUGUCGCAUCUCAUUCACGUCCAUCAUCAUAUUCAUCGUAAUGACCAUCGAGAUGAAGACAUGAAUAUGCAUGAUCAUCUCGCAAACAGAGUAAAACGCUCCACGGUCAAAAUUCCUGAUAAAUUUGACUGGAGAUCGAAAGGAUUCGUAACACCCGUUCGUAGCCAACGAAACUGUGGAGCCUGCUGGGCUUUCAGUACCGUCGAAGUUGCCGAAACUAUGUUCGCUAUUAGAAAUAAUGGUACCCUCAAAUCACUCAGCGUUCAAGAGAUGAUCGAUUGUGCCGGGCAUGGUAAUUUCGGUUGCAACGGCGGUGAUAUUUGCAGUCUUCUAAUGUGGCUGACGACGAAUAAGGUCAAAAUUCAGUUCGAAUCCGCAUAUCCCAUGACGUGGAAAACCGACACAUGCAAAGUAACUGGCAAAGAAAGUUCAUCAGGCGAGUUGAUUUCGGGUGUACAAGUGACGGAGUUCACGUGUGAUAAUUUCGUGGAUGCUGAAGAUGUACUGAUGGAAACUUUGGCGAACCAUGGACCGGUUGCAGCAGCUGUAAACGCACUUUCGUGGCAGAAUUACUUGGGUGGGAUAAUCCAGUAUCACUGCGACGGUGAUUUUAGGAGUUUAAAUCACGCUGUGGAAAUUGUUGGCUACGACAAAACCGGCGUGGUUCCUUUUUACAUCGUUAGGAAUUCGUGGGGACCGCAUUUCGGAGACAACGGUUACCUCUACGUUGCUGCGAACGGAAAUUUAUGCGGUAUCGCCAAUCAAGUCUCAUCCCUGAACGUCGCUUGAGCCAUAUGGCCUACUCGAUAAUGUAAUCUCUGUAACGGAGUCAUCGUUCUCCGAAUAAAGCGAAGGAAUCGAAUGCUAUGAUAAAUAGUUUCGUAUAACACUUUAAUUAGUUGAAUAUCAAACAUUGGAGGCUGUUAAAUUCUAUUUUUAUAAGUACAAUGUUCAUAUCAUGCGGUGAUUAGUAAAUACAGCGUUAAUAAUUGGAGAACCCGUAUUCCUAGUUAAGUUUGCGCACCUAUUGUAACUUUUCUACUAGGCAACAAUCAUCUAGCAUAAACAAUGUACAUUUGUAUACAUAACGUUAGACAGUGUUAAGCACGCCAUUGUUAUUACAUAAAACAAUUACACAAAGUAUCCACAUAUUUCAUAAAUUUUUUAA